This is a messenger RNA of Rhizophagus irregularis DAOM 181602=DAOM 197198, 948 nucleotides long. The record is from RefSeq and is a predicted model, not a curated record. Lineage: Eukaryota; Fungi; Glomeromycota; Glomeromycetes; Glomerales; Glomeraceae.
AUGAGUCAGUUUGGAAUUUGUGAGGAAUGUAAUCAAGAAAAUACUGAUGUUCAUUGGUGUAAAGCAUGUAAUGCAAAAUGGUUUCAACAAAAUUUUAAAAAUUGGACUAGCGGUAAUAAUGAUAUUGACAAAUUUAUUCAAGAUACUCAAUUAUCAGCAAUUAAAAAUUUUGAAGUAUUAGAGUGGAUACCUUACAAUAAAUUUUAUGAUAUUGAAUAUAUUGCAAAAGGCGGUUUUGGAAAAGUGUAUAGAGCAAAAUGGAUUGAUGGAUAUAUUAAAAAAUGGGAUAAUGAAAAUCAAAAUUGGAGACGAAAUAAUUUAAAUAUAUUUGUAGCACUGAAAAGUUUAAAUAAUUCAGAAAAUGUUACACUAGAAUUUAUCAAUGAGUUUAAAGAUCAAACAGAACUACAAAAACAAAUUAAAGAAGCAGUUGACAACAAUAAUAGUUUACCGACUAGCAGCAUACCUUCAACUAAUUUAGGAUUAACAUAUGAAACACAUUCUGAAGCUGUUUAUACAAGUAGAUUACUUAAUUUUAAUAAUCUUCCCGAACCAAAAAAUACUGAUGAUUAUUAUGAUGAACGAAAUGAUAAUAUAAUUAGUGAAAAAUUUUCAGAAUCUCUGCAAAUUAAUAUUUCUCAAUUAAAAAUUAGUGAUGCAAGAUGGCUCGAACAAUUUGUUAUAGCUGCGGAAGAUUUAAUGAGAAUUGUUAUGCUUACUAUUAAUAAUGAAUGUAAUAAAGAAUUAGAAAAAUUAGAAGAUCAAAAGCAAGAUUUAUCAUGUAAAUUAUAUGCCGCUGUUAUAAAUGGAUCGGAAAAACAGCAAUAUAUGCGUCAGGAGCAACGACGACAGCAGUUAUGUAUAAUGCGUAUGAUAAAAAAUGAGGAAGCCGGUAAAGUUGUAAAAAUACGAACUCAGAAGAAAGAAAAAAAUUGUAGUUAUACGUAA